UGGUUCCGUGCACCCCUUCCUAAGAAGGGUCCUGCACCCUCAGUUCAGAGUCAGGAAACCAUGUGCAUGGAGGAUCUGUGAGGGCAGGUGGUUCAGGCGGCCAUUUGAUGCUAGAACCUGGCUUCAAUAACUUGAGCAGUUCUUCCUCCAGAUUUCAGCAGGUAUCAUCACCCUGUGCUCAGGCCAGGAGGUGCCCUCAUUGGUCUCUUGCUUUUCCGGUCAGCCCUAUAAGCCUUGUCCACCACCCAUUAUCUUCUGGGCAUGAAUCCCUGUAUUUUUCAUUCCUAUUUUACAAACUCUUCUCAUCUCCUUACAUUGUCCUCCAUCCCUCCUCUUGAAUCUGUCACCUGUCUUCCUACUGUUGGGUGCAGUGUCUCCAGGACACCCUCCUUUGUCUUUGUUCUCUCUGCUGCUGGGAGAACACACUCAAGUCCUUGUCAUUACCUCUUCCCUCUAUCCCCACCACAUCUUCUUCCUGUCAGACCCACUCAUUGGUUCUUAUGAAGGCUUCUCCUUCAAAGGAAGAUUCAGAGAUGUGACCUCCUAGAAAAGUUCUGUCCUUGUUUGUAAUUGGUGAAAAGCCCAAUUCUACAUAGAAAUGCUCAGAGAUUCCUCCAGACAGAAGGGAGAAUUGCUUUCCUGUGAAAACCCAGCCUCUGAUCCUCAUCACGCUCCAUGUCAAUAACAACAACAAUAAAUAAGGCCACGAGUGUGCUAUUUUUGGUUGAGCUAAAACUGAAUGUUUUGGCUCAGCAUUAGUAUUUUUCUCACCAAAAAUUGGGAACAGUAGAGAUGUAGCAGGAAAUGGAGAUUUAGAAGAAGGACUGACUGCUGGGCCUAGUGGGUGGCUUGUGGAAGGGCUGUUCCCAGUAUAUGGUCCCAGCAUUCUAUGGGAAAAGACCAAAGAGGGACCAAGAGGAAAGGGGAGCAACUAACACUCUGGCCACUUUAGGGAAUGAGGUGAUUGCAGUAGACUGGAAAGGCCUGAAGGAUGUGGAUCAAAUCAACAUGGACAGCACCAGCUCACUGCAUGGAAGCAGCCUUCACCGGCCUUCUACGGAGCAAACACGAACUGAUUUCUCCUGGGAUGGCAUCAAUCUCUCUAUGGAAGACACCACCUCCAUCCUUCCGAAGCUUAAGCGAAACUCUAAUGCGUAUGGCAUUGGGGCCCUGGCCAAGUCAUCAUUCUCAGGAAUCUCAAGAAGCAUGAAGGACCAUGUGACGAAGCCCACUGCCAUGGGUCAAGGACGAGUGGCCCACAUGAUUGAGUGGCAGGGCUGGGGGAAGACCCCAACCAUUCAGCCACAACACAGCCAUGAGGCAGUGCGCAGGGAUACAGAUGCCUACUCCGACCUCAGUGAUGGCGAGAAGGAGGCGCGUUUCCUAGCAGGUGUCAUGGAACAGUUUGCUAUUUCUGAGGCCACUCUUAUGGCCUGGUCAUCCAUGGAUGGCGAGGACAUGAGUGUCAACUCUGCCCAGGAGCCACUGGGCUGCAACUACAGUGACAACUACCAGGAGUUGAUGGAGAGUCAGGAUGCCCUUGCCCAAGCCCCCAUGGAUGGAUGGCCUCACUCCUAUGUGUCCCAGGGCAUGUACUGUCUGGGGUCAUCAGAUGCCUGGGAAGCAAGCGACCAGUCCCUCAUUGCCUCUCCGGCCACAGGAUCCUAUCUUGGCCCUGCAUUCGAUGACUCGCAGCCUAGCCUGCAUGACAUGGGGCCUCCCCAGCCUGCUUCAGGGUACUCUGCUCAGGAGCCUCCGGCUUUGCUGGGAGGAGACACUGACUGGGCACCAGGGGGUGGUGGGGUGGACCUGGCCAGAGGCCCUGCUGAGGACGAGAAGAGGCCGCUGGCCCCUGAGGAGGAAGAGGAUGCUGGAUGCCGGGACCUGGAGUCACUUUCCCCACGAGAAGAUCCUGAGGUGUCCACUGCUCUCAGCCGGAAGGUGUCUGACGUCACAUCCUCAGGUGUGCAGUCCUUUGAUGAGGAGGAGGGUGAGGCCAACAACUAGCUUCCUCACUUCCUGCUCCUACCUGAGGGGCAUGGCUGCAAACCGUACCCCUCCUUUGCCCCACAGCACAGCUGAGCUGGGCAGAAGACAGUGGGGAACCUGGGAGCUUCCAGCCCUCGCCCGCCAAGUGGAGGACCAGAAAGGGGUUUUAUCUAGGCAAACACUAGAAACCACAAGUCUGAACUGAGACCCAGGCUGCUGAAUGGCAGUGAACCUGGCGAGCUGUGGGAGAAGAGCUACAGAGGUGGGCUUCUGGUUCUGUGCCCAUGUGCAUGUGGCAACAGCAGUGCAGAGAGACCAUGCUGGAACUGGAUCUCAGUUCUUCACUCCCUGAUUUCGUCUUCCAGGAGCCUUGGCUGUGCUGUUUGAAUGCCUCCUUUCUCCAUUUCACUCUUGCUUUUCCUGACUCUGUUUUCUCUGGCUGUGAGGAGCAGACCUCAGGGACUGUUGGAUGUGGCUUGAGAGGCACAGGGGAGUGACCUGAAGGGCACGUCUGUGUCUGGGUGGAUGGACAGUCUGCCCUCCGUGGGGAAUUUGGAUCCUGAUCUCAGGAGGUGGGUCUGGCAGCUGGGGGCACAAGUGUGAUUCUUUAUCUCAAGGUCUGCCCAAAGACAAGAAGGUCACUGAUGAGACCAAGAACAAACAUGGCUACUUGUUCUGGGCUCUUGAAUGUCCUGUGGCUAAAAGGAGGAUCCUAAGGUUGGGAGAAAACACUUACCUGGGGCCGGCUGCUUUAGCUCUGGCUCCCUUCCUGCCUUCUUCCAUCCCUUGCUCCAGGAGCCCAGCCCUGAGGAGAAUGGGGGGACACCAGUCUCAGAUCCACUGACCUGGAGGCAGUGUUCCUGCCAGUGGGGGGAGCAUGCGCCUGGGUCUCCCCCUACCCACCCCUAAUUCUCUGGAGCUGUUUACACUUUUCUCUUUGCCUUUUCUACAUUUUUAUACCUUCUUGGGGACUCAGGUUUGAGCCGGGUGGAAGGAGGAGUCUGGUGCUGUCAUUGCCCUGGCUGGGCUGGGCUAGUGGCUGCGGGCCAGGGUGGGCACUGGCUUCUACCCCUUCAUCAGCUCUUCCCACGACUCCCAAGAUGGCCUCCCAGGUGUCCUGCCUCUGUCCCUAGGCCACCUGCUGGAGGAAGAGGGGAGAACCAGUGCGUUCUUCCUUCCUGGAUGGGUUUGCCAGGAGGCACAAGCUUCCCUACUCACACUGAUUCCCCUGGGGUUUUGAGACCAUGGGGACGUGGAGCACCAAAUUAAACCAGGACACCUGCAAGGGGCAGAAGAGCGGGACUGGAGCAAAGAUGGGGAGCAUCUCACCCCUGCCACUCCAGAGGUGGCCCACACCUGCCCCUGGCAUGAGUGGAGUUUAAACUGAAGAAGCCUAAGGCUCCUGUCCCUGUUCCCUGCUUCCUAGUUCUCCUGUAAGCUCCUGCUGCUGAGUCCUCCUGCACUGUCAGGGGACCUAUUGCUUGGUUCUCUGUCAGGAUGGGAGCAUUGUUGUCCUUCCCCAGAUCCUGGGUGCAAUCCCCCCACCCCUGGCUUUGGAAUGCAGUUGAGAGUUAGUGUGCUUCUGUUCAUCUGUGACCCUGCCCCCCACCCCAUGCAUAGGCGCUCAUGAGGUGGCAGGCAUCUGGGUUCUGAGCAGGGGAGGCUAGCAAUGUUGAGCUUGGCUCUUGUAGGACAUAGGAGUAGGUAUGGUAAGCCAAGGUAAGUGAACAGUCCCUGGCUUCACCUAGCGCUGCCUGUACAUGAAAAGAUACCUCGGGUUUAUCCACCUGUUGUUGCUCAGCAUACCAAGACCUUACUUCCAGGAGGUCUGGGAAAAGCCAGUGUGUCCACCUGGCAGCUGUCUCUGGCCCCAGACUCCUGCCCCAGGUCCUUGGCAUUUUGCAUGCUUACUCUAUUUUCCUGCCACUGGCUCCAUUUCCUCCCCUUGCCCAGCCUGCUCUACCAACACCAUUACCUUCUCCCUUUUUUUUCUCAACUCACCAGUGCCCCCAAUUCUUCCCCCAGAUCCCAGUGGACUGCAAUCCAGGGAGUAGGUUUCAUUCAUUACAGUUCCCUUUGCUCAGGACCCUGGGGAGUGGGGAAAGGUAGACUAGAACAGCUUUCUUUCCCCCCUCCCUUUCCCAGGAAAGCCAAAUGGUCCCUGAUGAGAGGUAGAUAAAGAUCAGAAGGCACCUAGUCAGGUUCAUGCAGAAGCAGGGACUUGGUGUGCCAAAGGUGCUGGCACAUCCUUGUAGGCAGAGUCAGGGGUGUCUGCCUUUAGCCAGGAGCCCUGCCCCACUCUGAAGAGGAAGACUGUGGUGCUGGUGGGCAGUGGUGCGCUCUGGCAGAGGGACUGCCUCUGGUUCUGGGGCAGGGUGCAUGGGGAUUUCUUUUAGCCUAUUUUGGGGG
Messenger RNA from Fukomys damarensis (Damara mole-rat), 4398 nucleotides. It is a transcript of the gene Fam131b, whose product is annotated as family with sequence similarity 131 member B. The coding region runs from base 874 to 2007 and encodes 377 amino acids. The transcript has 6 exons. The record is from RefSeq and is a predicted model, not a curated record. NCBI's taxonomy places the organism in Eukaryota, Metazoa, Chordata, Mammalia, Rodentia, Bathyergidae.